Molecule: messenger RNA, 5244 nt
Organism: Cylicocyclus nassatus
Lineage: Eukaryota; Metazoa; Nematoda; Chromadorea; Rhabditida; Strongylidae
Source: the annotation of a GenBank genome assembly
AGCUUUUAUUGAGGUUGCUCGUCCCUCUUACUACCUCACACUAGUCAAGAUGAGCGACAGUGAAGACAGCGACUUUUUCAUCGAUGACUCUCCUAAAAAGAAAGCUGCGCCGAAAAAGCCGGCUGGAGAGAAGAAGCCUCCUGCAAAACCGAAGGAGCCGAAAGAACCCAAGGAAAAAAAGGAAAAGAUCGCUGAUAUCUCGACUACAAUGACUGAGGAGGACAGGAAUGUGUUCACAAACAUCGAUCAAGCUCCUAAAACUGGGAAAAAGCUCGCAAUUGAGGAUAUCUAUCAGAAGAAAUCUCAAUUGGAACACAUCCUACUCCGCCCUGACACGUACAUUGGAUCCGUGGAAUACACCGAAAAAGCUCCAAUGUGGAUCUAUGACUUGGAGAGUGAAAAGCUGGUUAUGAAAGAUAUCCACUAUGUGCCAGGAUUGUACAAAAUUUUCGAUGAAAUUCUUGUGAAUGCUGCGGAUAACAAACAGCGAGAUCCCAAGAUGAACUGUAUAAAAAUCAAUAUUGAAAAAGAAAAGAACCAGAUCUCAAUCUACAACAACGGUAAAGGUAUUCCGGUAGUUCACCACAAAGUGGAGAAUAUGUAUGUUCCUGAAAUGAUCUUUGGAACUCUGCUAACAUCUUCUAACUAUGAUGACAGUCAAAGAAAGGUAACCGGUGGUCGAAACGGUUAUGGUGCUAAACUUUGUAACAUAUUCUCUACUGAAUUCACACUCGAAACUUCUUCGAAGGAAUAUGGAAAGGCUUUUAAGCAGACCUGGAUCAACAAUAUGACUAAAGAUAAAGACUGCCAAAUUGUGAAGGCUGCUGGUGAGGAUUACACAAAGAUCACAUUCAAACCAGAUCUCAAGAAAUUCAAAAUGCAUGAAUUGGAUGAUGACAUUAUCGGGCUGAUGUGUCGUCGUGCUUAUGACGUCGCUGGAAGCACAAAAGGUGUAAAAGUGCUGCUGAACGGAAAAGUUUUGCCUGUGCAAGGAUUUAAACAGUAUGUUGAGCAAUACACUAAGGAUAUCACUGGUCCAACCGGCGAGCCAGCCAAGAUCGUUUAUGAAGCGGUCAACGAUCGAUGGGAAGUGGCAUUGACGGUUUCGGAUAAGGGAUUCCAACAAAUCUCUUUUGUUAACAGUAUUGCCACAAUGAAGGGUGGUCGCCAUGUCGACUAUGUAGCUGACCAAAUGGUGUCCAAGUUGAUCGAUGUCAUCAAGAAGAAAGUUGGGAAAAGCACGGUCAACGUAAAGCCGUUCCAAGUAAAAAAUCACAUGUGGGUGUUUGUGAACUGUUUGAUUGAAAACCCUACGUUCGACUCUCAAACCAAGGAAACGAUGACCCUGCAAGCAAAAUCAUUCGGAUCAAAAUGCGAGCUUAGCGAGAAGUUUACAAAGCAGGCCAUCAACUGCGGUAUUGUAGACGCAGUGCUUGCUUGGGUGAGAUUUAAGCAACAAGAAGAUAUGAACAAGAAAUGCAGUGGUAAGAAAACCACUAAGCUGAAGGGAAUUCCAAAACUUGAAGAUGCCAACGAUGCUGGCACGAAAAAUUCCCAACUAUGUACGCUGAUCCUAACUGAGGGGGACUCAGCCAAGACUUUGGCUGUCUCUGGUCUCGGUGUGGUCGGCCGUGACCGGUAUGGAGUCUUCCCGCUUCGUGGUAAGCUGCUAAAUGUCCGCGAAGGAAGUAUCAAGCAGGUAGCAGAAAAUGCUGAAAUCAAUGCUCUGAUCAAAAUUCUGGGCUUGCAAUACAAAAAGAAGUACGAGACUGAAGAGGACUUUAAAUCACUUCGUUAUGGAAAAGUGAUGGUGAUGGCAGAUCAGGAUCAAGAUGGGUCGCACAUCAAAGGGUUGGUCAUAAACUUCAUUCACCACAACUGGCCUAGUCUCAUACAAAGAAAUUUUGUGGAAGAGUUUAUCACUCCCAUCGUCAAAGCAAGCAAAGGGAAAGAGGAAUUGUCUUUCUUCUCUAUUCCUGAGUAUAAUGAAUGGAGGAAUAAUACGGAGAACUGGAAAACGUUCAAGAUUAAGUACUACAAAGGAUUGGGUACUUCAACCUCGAAAGAGGCAAAGGAGUACUUUUCCGACAUGGUACGCCAUCGCAUUCGCUUCAAGUAUGGUGGAGCAGAAGACGAUACUGCGGUCGACAUGGCGUUUUCCAAGAAGAAGAUUGAGGAGCGGAAGGACUGGUUAACAAAAUGGAUGGCUGAGAAGAAAGAACGUCGCACUAGAGGACUGGAAGAAGAGUAUCUGUACAACAAAGAUACUCGUGCUGUGACAUUCAGUGACUUUGUGAAUAAGGAACUGGUUCUCUUCUCAAACACUGACAAUGAGCGUUCAAUUCCCAGUCUUGUUGAUGGCUUUAAACCUGGUCAGAGGAAGGUCAUUUUCGCAUGCUUCAAGCGUGCUGACAAGCGCGAAGUGAAGGUUGCCCAGCUGGCCGGUGCUGUCGGUGAAUUGUCUGCCUACCAUCAUGGAGAAGCAUCGUUGAUGGGUACCAUUAUCAACUUGGCCCAGGAUUUUGUUGGCUCGAACAACAUAAACUUACUGCUUCCCAUCGGUCAGUUUGGUACACGAUUACAAGGAGGAAAGGACAGUGCCUCUCCUCGUUAUAUUUUCACGCAACUCAAUCCUGUUUCUCGAACAAUUUUCCCAGUGUUCGAUGACCAUAUUCUUCGUUUCCUUUUCGAGGAAAAUCAGAGAAUCGAACCUGAGUGGUAUUGCCCCAUCAUCCCAAUGGUAUUGGUCAAUGGAGCUUCAGGUAUUGGUACGGGAUGGUCAACAUCCAUUCCCAACUACAAUCCUAGAGAGAUUUGUGAGAACAUUCGUAAACUCAUCAGAGGAGAGCAGCCGAAGCCAAUGGUUCCGUGGUUCAAAGGCUUCCGCGGUACUAUCGAGAAGCUUGACUCAACCCGAUUCGUGUGCUCCGGUGAGGUUGCGGUGCUUGGCGAUGACGUCAUCGAAAUCACUGAGCUCCCCAUCAAAACCUGGACCCAGACAUACAAAGAGUCGGUCCUGGAGCCUAUGCUUGACUCUAGUGAUAAGAAGACACCUCUCAUUAGUGACUUCAAAGAGUACCAUACUGAUACUACUGUACGAUUCGUCAUAAAAAUAGCCAAUGGAAGGAUGAAAGAGCUUGAGAGUGAAGGCUUGCACAAAGUGUUCAAGCUGCAAACUGUGCUGAACACCACGUCUAUGGUGCUCUUCGAUGCUGCUGGCUGCCUACGCAAGUUCAAUUCUCCAGAAGAGAUCUGUGCAGAGUUCUUUGAGACGAGAAAGCAAAAGUAUAUCGAAAGGAAGGCUUUCAUGGAGGGGAUGCUGAAAUCGCAAUCCAAUCGUCUAACAAAUCAGGCUCGAUUUAUCUUGGCUAAGAUCAAAGGAGAGAUUGUCAUGGAAAACAAGAAGAAGGCUGCUAUCGUGGAGCAACUCGUUAAGAAAGGAUUUGAUCCGGACCCUGUGAAGAGAUGGAAAGAGCUUCAAAAGAAGAAAGAGUUAGAGCAGAGCGGUGAAUAUGAUGCGACUGAAGAAGAGGAACAGAUGGAGGAGGACGGCAGCGGUGACAGAGACAGAGAUUUGGAAGGCAAACUGUCAGAUUAUGACUAUCUGGUCGGAAUGGCGCUUAUCAAACUUUCCGAAGAGGAGAAGAACAAAUUGCUCAAAGAAAGUGACGAUAAGUUGCGGGAACUUCGCGAAUUGGAAUCGAAGACAUGGGCUGAUCUGUGGAAUGCCGACUUGGACGUGUUCCUCGAAGCCUUGGAGAAGCAGGAAGCCAAAGAGAAGGCCGAUCUUGAAAUUAGCAUCAAGAACGCUAUGAAGAAGUUCACAAAGGAAGACAAGUCGAGAAACAAGAGGACAGCUGCUUUUGCAGCGGAAGUGUUCCCGUCCAAGGAUGGUAUGCGAGUACUACCGAACAUCGAUAAGUCUUUGAAAGAAAAGUAUGACAAGAUCAAUGCUGCUGCUACUCGCGAGAAAAAGCCAAAAGAACCGAAACCGCCUAAAGAGCCGAAAGAAAAGAAGCCGAAGAAAGAGGGUGAUGACAUCAAGAAGUUCAUGACGAGCGAAAAGAAAAGUCCCAAGAAAAAGAAAAGAGAUGAAUGGAACUCGGACGAAUCGUCUACCGAACUUAGCGAUGUGGAUGAUUUGGAGGAAAGUGCACUAUUUGAUGACGAGGACGAUGAUGUUGUGGAGGAAGUACUGCCCCAGAAGAAAGAUCGUGCUUCAAGGGGCCCGCCAAAACGCGUCUCUGAUGAAAAUGCAGAAAAUGGACAUGGUGGAGCCGGAGAUGCUGGAGGAGAUUCGAAUGAUGUGGUCAUGCUUAGCGAGGAUGAUUCAUCACCAGUCAAAAAAGAGCCUAAAAAGGCCACUAAACGAAAAAAUGAGAGUGACGAAAGCGCCUUUGGCGAGCCUUCUCCUAAACAAGCGAAGAAAGCUGAGCCCAAGAAAACUGCUGCGAAGAAAAAUGGCAUAGGUGGAUCAGGCGAUGAGCCAAAGAAAGUUAAGAAGGAAGAAAAGCCUGCCGAUGACAGCAUCUAUGAAUUGCCCGAUGAUAGUGAUGAUGACUUCCCACCGAAGAAGAAAGCCAAAAAGGCCGAAAAUGGCACUGCUGCUAAAAAGGCUGAAAAUGGAUCAGCUGCUACCAAAAAAGCGCCAAAAGGAAAAGUGAAGAAAGAGAAUGGUACCAGUGAUUCGCCAAAGAUGACAGAUUUCUUUGGAAAGAAGGGAAAAGGCAAGAAAAAGGCUGUAGACUCGGAUUCGGACGACGAUGUUGUUAUUGACGAUAGUGAAAACAGUGAAUCACCAAAACCUUCAAGACCAGUAGGCCGACGACAGGCCACAAAAAAGACUUAUAAUUACGGAGGCACCGAUGACGAAGAUGAGGAUAGUUCACCAGUCAAGCCCAGGAAAAGGAAAGUCAUCGAUAGUGACAGCGAUUAAAUACAAACCACCUCACUCUCCUUUCCUUUCUAAUCUCCAAAGUGGCACAGCCUACUUCAGAACUACCUUUGCAUAAUACUCGUGCUUGUUUAUAGUUACAGUACAAGGUAUUAUUUAUCCACGGGAUCUCCUCUUAACUUAUCGAAACCCUGUUACAUCUGAUACUCGAUGGCUAUAUGCAUUUAUUCGCCGAAAAGCGCAGAACUUGUUCCUAGUGUAUUAUUAUCUGUGUCAUGGUACCCAAUGUUAUGCUAUCUCAUGUACAAUUUACCUUUCCUGUAAUGAAUGAUUCUCCCUGUGAGUUAGAG